GACUAAUUUAGUCACGUGAUAACGCGUCACUGGAACGCGCCGUGACCCCGCGACUGCGCUUAACAUAGGAAGUGGUUUCAUAUCCAACAUCGCAACUGCUCUACACAGCCAGCCUCACCACGCCCACAACAUGAACGCCCUCCAAACUCCUCGUAUUCUUCCCUCCCAUCUUCAAGCCUUCCACCCUUCCUCCGGCGCCGGUCGCUCUCAUACAGUCCGUGUGCUGGGCACAAUAAGUGCGCUGCGCGGCGAAACAGCCACAAUUACAUGCGGCACCCACGGCGAUAUCACAUUACUCUUGAGCCCCGACUCACAUCUGCAAAUGGGCAAGUUGUUUGAGAUAGUCGGUAAAGUGACUGAGUUGGAUGGUGGCCAGGGGCUUGGAUUGAGGGUUUUGGGAACGACGGAUUGGGGGAGCCCGGCCAAUUGCGAUUAUAAAAUCUAUGAGAAGGUCGUGGAUGUUUCGCACCGAUGCAAGGAAAUUUUUUACGAUUUGGAUGAGGAAGUAUGAAGCUGGUCAGCUACGUAAGAGAUAGGGAGAUGAUGAUAUGGGUGGAUUUCGAUGUGAAUCUUCUCGACUAAGCCUAGUUAGACAAAUGUGAAUGAUACCCCUCAAAAAUUUGGUCAAUUGAUAUAGACUGGACUGAGUGGACUGGGUUUUGGCUUCUCCACUAGUGACGGCUGUUCAAUUUCCAAUCAAUGGUCUUGAUAUUGAAAGAGUAAACCGGC
This is a messenger RNA of Talaromyces proteolyticus, 729 nucleotides long. RefSeq names its product putative ssDNA binding protein Ssb3. Gene Ontology annotation, cellular component: nucleus; DNA replication factor A complex; site of double-strand break. NCBI's taxonomy places the organism in Eukaryota, Fungi, Ascomycota, Eurotiomycetes, Eurotiales, Trichocomaceae. Gene Ontology annotation, biological process: mismatch repair; double-strand break repair via homologous recombination; base-excision repair. The coding region runs from base 131 to 511 and encodes 126 amino acids. The record is from RefSeq and is a predicted model, not a curated record. The transcript has 3 exons. Gene Ontology annotation, molecular function: single-stranded DNA binding; damaged DNA binding.